This is a messenger RNA of Sphaeroforma arctica JP610, 2082 nucleotides long. RefSeq lists its product as hypothetical. The record is from RefSeq and is a predicted model, not a curated record. Lineage: Eukaryota; Ichthyosporea; Ichthyophonida. The transcript is spliced from 10 exons. Bases 1 to 2013 code for a protein of 670 amino acids.
AUGGCCAGACAUAUACUUAAGCCAGCCAAAAAUACCGCACAGCUCUCAUCUACAUCUACUGUGCACGGCCACCGGAAGGCAAUACUGUCACUGAUUCACAAUCAAUACGCGUUGACAACUCCCGUCCCAGAUUACUACCGACGGGUGAAGCCUUAUCUGGACGAGACCAAGAAGGUUGCCUCGUUCUGCAGAGCUGUGCUGUCGUACUUUUAUAUGGACAACACAGAAGUGCAUCAGAAAGAUGUGUGGGUGAAUCUGAAGCAAAUCAUCGAUGUUGGCGAGGAGUUUGAUAUUAGUGUUAAGGAGAUCAAAAAUCAGCUGAACACGAUGUCUGAACCAGAAGGAGAUUCUGCCCAAGUCCUUGUCAAACGAGAGAGCAGGAGCAAAGAGAUACAGAAAGUCAGAUUCACAACAAAAGAGCUGUGCCACUUAUGCCGGAACGGACUCAGUGACGAGGACGGCGCGAAAAUGGCAGACGGUAAUACGCCAAAGUACUUCCCAACAAUCGUGGUCAAUCUGAAAGAUGCGACCUUUGCGGAGACUGACAAUGAUGUAGGUGUCGAUGACGAUGACAAAGACGCCGAAGCACAGUACACGCUGCCCCCGAUUGAGCUGUGCGACCAAAGUACUUUGGAGGACGGCAAUCUUUCUUUUCUGUGCGAAAUGGGUACACACCGCACAUGCUGGCCGAGAAGGAACAAAAGGAACUUUGUGGAUAACAGCGGCACGCCGCGUAUCAGUAAAUUCUGUCAGCUGCAUGCAAAAAAUAUAGAAACGCAAGUGAAAUUACACCAGCGCUACGAUGACGCUGGAGUACCGUUACCUCCGAAAAAGAAAUCGAAGAAAUCGUCCUCAAAGAGCUCGAGCAAACGAAAGAAAUUUGAUUACACUGAUGAUAGUGAUAUACCACCUCUGAAAACCUCACGUGGCAGUGACCCGAAUGAGAACAGCCCAUCAGAAAACGCCUCCAUCCCGAACGGAAGCUCAGCUAUGCCCAGGAAACCUGCCGAUACCGCACAAAUAGACACCAACGACACCCGACCAUCACAGGAGUUCGAUGAGUUUGAUCGGCAUGAUUCUGAUUCGUCCGAUUCCAUGCCGGUGCCUGAACCCAUCAUGGUAAGCGAUGAUAGUGAUGACGAGGACUUUGGCGAGGUAUUGCCUGACCCCAUCAUGGUAAGCGAUGAUAGUGAUGACGAGGACUUUGGCGAGGUACCGCCUGACCCCAUCCCGGCCGACGAAGCCCUAGGACAAGUGUCUGAUAAUGAGCCUGAGCCAGACCUGGAUGUUAUCGACGGUAUCGUCGAUGACGAAGACGGACUCCCAACCUUGGAAACCUUGGAAACCAUUGAGACAGAGUUCAAAUCACGCCACCAGGGCACAGACUCCCAAGCGGCAGGUGGUGCCAAGACAUCAAGUACUGAGACCAACGGUACAGAUCACCUGAACGGCAAGGCUAAAGAGGAUACUAAUGAACCUAAACCACACCACAAACCCUCUGGCGACACUGUGGGGGACGGCCAGAGAGGUGGCGAUGAUGAUAUGAAGGGCCGUACACACGAAGUGGACAACAAGUACGAUGACAACGGUGCAUCGGAUAAUGGAUACGCAGACUCGACUGCCACCUUACAUGACGGGGGAAUGCGGAGCCCUGCGCACAGGCGCAUGUUCCUCGAAGAGGUGCAGAUGCGAGUGAGCCAAGACUUUGCCGCGGAGAGUGCGGCCGUCAUAGACCACGUGUUCGAAGCGGUCGAGAAGCAGGACGAUGAUGAACCCAGGGACCUGGACGGCUUCAAACGGGACAGUCUGCAGAAACUAGACGAGGAGAUCAACGCCGACCCAAACAAUGCGCUGAAGAUAGUACAACGCAAGAACGCUACUUUAAAACACCACAUCGAGAUACUGAGGUGUAUCCACUAUUACACGGAGAAACGGGCGAGGAACAUGAACCGACAGGCUAGCGAAGCUCGUCUGGUGUUCAUGGAGAAGUCAAUCGAUUCAAAUCUGCGCUGAUAUGCAUGGAGAAGACACUGUUGAAGUCCAAGCUUUGGCUUCCUUAGAAAUGGCACAUAUGAAUAAAUC